Molecule: messenger RNA, 2259 nt
Organism: Branchiostoma belcheri (Belcher's lancelet)
Lineage: Eukaryota; Metazoa; Chordata; Leptocardii; Amphioxiformes; Branchiostomatidae
Exons: 4
Coding region: 1-2259 (752 amino acids)
Cellular component (GO): plasma membrane
Molecular function (GO): protein binding
Source: RefSeq, a predicted model, not a curated record
AUGGCGCUACCUGCGGGCCACUGCGCACACUGCUGGGCCCAACAUGUUGCAAUAAGAGGAUACCCAUUCAAUGUUCUGUCGGAAAAGAGCCUAGCCCCACUCGAGCAUUCUGCGGUCCUCAGUUUGGCUUUGAUAGAUGCAAACAUCACUGAUGUGGAGAAGAACACAUUUUCUGGGUUUUCCAGUCUCAGAACACUGUCCCUAGAUUCUAACAGGUUGGCAUCCGUCAAACAGACCUGGUUCGCUGGCUUGAAGAAGCUUGUGCGGCUGACUUUGUCCAACAACAACAUCAGGCAGAUAGAGCCAAGGAGCUUCGUGCACUUAGAUCUCCUAUUUUUCUUAGAUCUAGAGAGCAACCUGUUACACGAUGUAGACCCUGCCUGGUUUAAUGGACUAAAAUAUAGAAUGCUGCACAUGAACAUGAGUUUAAAUCCAAUCCAUACCAUUUCCCGUGGAUCAUUCCAACUCACAAAGCUGCGCAGUUUAGAUCUGAGUGGAACUGAUGUGUCAUGUUUGGAUGAAGAUGUGUUCCGGGGACAGUCUUGGUUGAAUAGGCUCCAUGUCGGCAGUGGCCUGCUGUCAUCUGUCAAUGAUGCAAAGCCGCAUGAAUUGACGUGGAGCCUACUUCGGUUAGCCAGUACAAAUAUCAGGAAAGGGUCAGUAAAACUAUCUGUCGCAGUGCCCAGAUUCCUCUUCUGUGUCAGCCACAAUACAGAUACUGACCACUCUAUCAACCUUACACACUACUCUGAAUAUACAGACAAAGAACACACAUCUUCAGAACAGGGGGACAACUCUACGCUGCAGGAUGGAACAACCACGUGCGCGCCGGUGCAUGUAUCAGAGCAGAUAGAGGUGCCUCCAGCAACAGAUCAUGUUCUCAUAUCUGUUGUUGUCUCGGUAGUGGCCGGUCUGGCUGUGUCGUCUAUUGCAGUGUUGGUAUGGAAGAUGUGCUUAGUAAGAACGAGAGAGGAUGACCGGCCCACCGACAGUGCACAGGUUUGGACAAUCCCGCGUGGGGUUGCCUUCCCCGGCUUGCUUCGGUCUGCUUCCCUCCCUGCUGGCUCAAGCAGGACGGCGUCGCAUGGCGUAGUUUCCUAUACGUCAAUGCCCACUCUCCUACAAUCCAUGGAACCUGCUUCAUGUGAGAUCUCAUUUGACAGGAGCAUUGCUCAGAGGACUCUGCCUCGCCCCCCAAACGUGUACUGGGAGGUCCCAGAUGACGACAUAUCCGUAGCCGGCGUGGUACGGUCAGCUUCCCUCCCUGCACUGAGUACCAGUGGCAGUACGGUCGCCCCAGACGAUGCGGCGUCCUGCAGGUCAUUGUCGGCUGUUCUCCCGUCCACUGAACCCACCUAUAGUGAGAUCCCAGAUCACAUGGCCGCUGCACAGCAUCCUCUGCCUGUCUCACAUACCUACAGUGAGGUCCCUGAUGAUGAGGAGAGUGUAGGCAUACCUUUCUAUGCUGAUGCUGCAGAGAUUUUGCUUCAGAUUGUCACAAGCCGGGUUCAAAAUGGACAGGCCUACCAGGAUAUCACAACUAGAGGAUCCAUAACGACAUACGGAUCUCCUGAGAUCAAUAACGCUACUAGACAAGCCCCCGAUGCCCAGGGUAUAAGAGCCCAUAUAAAUCUUUCAAGUAGGAAAGCUUUGGUAUCCCAUGUGCAUGCUACCGACCAAAGUGUGAGGACUUACGUCAACGUCACAGAUGAGAUUCUGUCAAGAGGUCAAAAGAUCACCGGGGCUCAUGUCGCCGUUCUCACAUUCCCUCGUGCCUACUGGCAGAUCUCAGGGGAGGGUUCCCGUAUCACACCACGGCGUGCAUCCCUCCCCCUCGUCACACUACCUAUUACCAAGGAGCUUCAGGGGCUCCAUAACACUACACGGCGUGCGGCCCUCCCCACCGGCACACUACAUUACACCUCCUGGCUGAGGGCGAUCCCAGGGGAGGGGACCCGAAACAUGGCACGGCGUGCGUCCCUCCCCACCGUCACACCAUCUAACACCUACUGGCCGUGGGGGAUCCCAGGGGAGGGAACACAUUACGUCACACAAAGUCGUGCUUCGCUCCCCACCGUAACACUGCCUAACACCUACUGGCCAUGGGAGAUCCCAGGGGAGGGAACCCGUAACACACCACGGCGUGCGUCUCUCCCCACCGUAACACUACCUAACACCUACUGGCCAUGGGGGAUCCCAGGGGAGGGAACACAUUACGUCACACAAAGUCAACCUUCACCUACUAAAUAUCACCUCUAA